Oryzias melastigma (Indian medaka) is the source of this 954-nucleotide messenger RNA. Its product is annotated as feline leukemia virus subgroup C receptor-related protein 1-like. Gene Ontology annotation, cellular component: mitochondrion; membrane. NCBI's taxonomy places the organism in Eukaryota, Metazoa, Chordata, Actinopteri, Beloniformes, Adrianichthyidae. The record is from RefSeq and is a predicted model, not a curated record. Gene Ontology annotation, biological process: transmembrane transport; erythrocyte differentiation; heme export. Gene Ontology annotation, molecular function: heme binding; heme transmembrane transporter activity.
AGUCAACAAGUGAGUCGAACUCGCUUCGGUGUUGCAUCAUCACAGCACGCUCGUGCAUGCGCAGACAGCUCCGGCUCUCUUCUAUUGGCUAGUCAGCAUCGGAAGUUCGUGUGUCAGCUCGGAAGGCGCGCGCGCAGCAGCCGGCAUAAGAAGCCGGGUAAAGAGGGAGAUGGAUCUGUCGGGGCAGCCUGCCUGAGCUGCUUCUCCGGGCACCACCCGCUCCCCGUCCCGGAGGUGGCGCUCCCAAGAAGCACCAUGGUGGCUGGAGAGCUCAUGCAGGACCUGCACCUGCGCGCGGACACCGGCGCGCCGGACCACAUCACAAUCGAUAGAAAAAGUCCCGAACCAGAAGCUGCCGCGCUAGAGUCAGAUCCCAUAGCCAGAACCGAACCGAACGGCUUAGACACGCUCCGAGGCUCCGGACGGGAACAGGAGCCCCCGCCAGAUGAAAGAGAAGCGAUGCUGCCCAACGGAGGAGGAGCGGGGCGGGGGGCAGAGACGGAGAAGCGGCUAGAAACGCGGCUGUAUCUGAGGCGGUUUGCGGUUCUGACCGUGUUCAGCCUGUGCUCGCUGGUCAACGCGUUCCAGUGGAUCCACUACAGCAUCAUCACCAACGUCUUCAUGGAGUACUACGGCGUGACCAGCGACAAGGUGGACUGGCUCUCCAUCGUUUACAUGGUGGCCUACGUGCCGCUCAUCUUCCCCGCCACCUGGCUGCUGGAUCGGCGGGGGCUGCGGCUGACGGCCCUGCUUGGAGCCGGCCUCAACUGCGCCGGCGCGUGGUUGAAGUGCGCCAGCGUGAGCCCCAAGCGCUUCGGAGUCACUGUCACAGCCCAGGUCAUCUGCGCCGUGGCGCAGGUCUUCAUCCUCGGGCUGCCGUCCCGGGUCGCCUCGGUGUGGUUCGGACCUCGGGAGGUAUCCACCGCGUGCGCCACAGCUGUGCUCGGAAACCAG